AUGGCCUCCAGACCCUCCGGCACCCCGGCGCCGGCGACCCAGGAGCUCGUCUCCGCACUCACUCUCGCCCUUAGGGCUGCCUUCCCGGACCCCCCGCCUGCCCGACGUGCUCGUGUCACCGAGAUGGCGCAGCCCAUCCCCAGCGCCACGACAGACGACGACGAGGAAGAUCUCAUCUUCCGAGGGUAUCCUUCCAGUCAGGACCCAGCCGGCCGGUACCGAGCCCGCAUCCCAGAUGACUCGGACCCCAGUUCCAGCAGCAGUGGCGACUCCCCGCCCCGCCGGGACCCCCACUACCCCCGCCACAUCAACCCUUCCCGUGCCCCUACCGGCAAUAGAGGCCAAAGACUCUUCACGACCCGUGACCCCCCGACCCGUCGGGACUUCCGAAACGCCUUGCUGUAUGUCGACCGAGCCAGCCGACAGUCCCGCUUCUUUGGGACCUGGGACGUCGUCGAGCUACAGACCCUCGAGUUGUUCCUCCAAGUCUGGGAUUCCGAUCCCCCUCUCCGACCCUCUGCCAAGCUCCGUGUCUUCGACAGAGUGCGCCUCCUUUAUCACGUUGCGCUCACCGGAUGGCAGGCCGCCCUCCAGGGGUACGCCGACCCUACGGCCUCCUACCUUCUGGAAGCCCCGCUCCCCACUCCACAGGCCCCCCCUCCAGCAUCUGAUAGACCCUCCAGGCCACCCAACCGAGGACGAGGUGCGGCCAACCGCGGUGGCCGACCACGACAGCCCGCCACCCGAACCCGCGACGUCCCCGACGCCGCAGAGUGA
This is a messenger RNA of Ixodes scapularis (black-legged tick), 777 nucleotides long. RefSeq lists its product as uncharacterized. Bases 1 to 777 code for a protein of 258 amino acids. The record is from RefSeq and is a predicted model, not a curated record. Lineage: Eukaryota; Metazoa; Arthropoda; Arachnida; Ixodida; Ixodidae. The transcript has a single exon.